Molecule: messenger RNA, 1947 nt
Organism: Mesorhabditis spiculigera
Lineage: Eukaryota; Metazoa; Nematoda; Chromadorea; Rhabditida; Rhabditidae
Source: the annotation of a GenBank genome assembly
AUGCGUGUUGACCUCGAACAACUAUGGAAUAAUCGGAACGCACCGGAACAAGAAUCAGACGAUGACUACAUAGUGGAGGAUGUUGUUCGCGGCCUUGUGGAAAAGAAUUCCGGGCUGGACAAACAGGAAGAUAUAGAAGCCGCAUCUACAUCGUCAGAUCGCUCCGAGGAGGAAAACAGCUCGACGAAAAACAUUGCCACCCCCGCUAUUUCCAUCCGCUCCACAAGCUUGAGAAGUGAGGAAGAAGAUAAUUUUCACACCCCAGAUCAGUCAAUUCUGUCGGAGCAGGAAUCCGAGCGAUAUUUCUCCCCGGAUAAAGAGUGCAGGCCGCGAAAUCACGAGAAAGAGGAGGCAACCCUCGAUGCGAUUAAAAACGUGCCCGAAACCAAGGAAUUCUACUCGUCUGAACCCUCCACGUCAGUACCGGAAACGCCGGCGAAACGUGAUCAACGCCAACACAGCUCGACGGCAGAGGAAGAUAGCGAGAUGGCGCGUCAGAGGACGUUGCUAAAAGUUCAAAGUCGGUGGCAAGCUGAUCCGCCGAAGUGGGCGACGAAGCCGAAAGAUGCUCAGGAAGACGAAUUGGCUCAGGGAAAACCACCGAAGGAAGAAGAUGAACCGGUGUUCACAUCCGACGAAGACUUUCAAUUAUUCAUCCGCGAGCAGGGCUGCCUCGUCCACGUUCGGCGCAUCUACAGCGAGCUGAUGGGGAAAGACAUACCACAGAUGUUUGAGGCAGAGAUUGGUGGCGUGGUGCACAAGCCGGUCGCUGGAAAGUUUCACAAGCGGAUUCGAUACCUGUCCAAUAUGACCUGGGACUUUUGCGGCUGGGCGGUGCUGCACUAUGAAACAAGAUAUAUUGCACGAGAGAUCGUGCGCCUCUACCACGACACCGACCGGUUCAACACAGGCGUUCCAGUUCAUGUUUCUCUGGGAAUGCCCAAAAAGCAAAUUCUCGACUUAUUUCCGGAAAUCCACGCCGCGAUCUCGAAGCCCGAUCUCGACCCGAGUGAUCCAUUCCCCUCCCGCAACCGCCCCGUCAUCGUCCCGAACGUCGCUUCCAGAAAAAGUGGGUUCGCGCUGAGCACGAUUCGGCCGCUACGUGCUAAUGCUUUGCCGGAGGAUGAGGGCUACUUUGAGUCGAGGCACACCAGCGCGGAUAGUCUACCGCAGCCACAACCUGUCUACGACACGAAAGCCAUCUGGGUGCACCGCCUGCCCGGCAACUAUGACACUCAAGCCGUGGCCGAGCGCCUCCGAAUCCGUGAGGACGAGAUUGAGUUCGACCAUACAGAACCUCAGAUUGUGCUCCGCUACGAUCCCUACGACGAUCGCAUCAGCGCCCUCAUCUACUUUUUGCAUCAAAAUGUCGCCAAAGAGUUCCACGCCGGCUGGCACAACCAAAUCCGGGCGGGUUUUGCGAAAUUCCACUUCGUCCACGUGCCCUUCCCUUGUCAGCAAUGCGGCGCCUUCCUCAUCGCGUCAGUGGCCGCAUCGACGGCGGCUUGCGUCUUCUAUCGACAUCGGCAGCUCCUUCACGCCAACCAUUCGCUUCGGUUUGCGCCUUCGACUUACGUUAUCUCCCUCGGUAUACCAAUGGCGAUAUGUUGCGUCGCGUUAAUUUAUGAGAUCCGCCAGGGGAAGGUCAGCCAAAACGACGUCAACAGCCCGGUCUUGCUGAAGAUUUUGGAGCAAUGUGGCACUCUCUUGAUCAUGGCGUUGGCUAUUGCUACGUUGGGUUGUAUAUUUUAUCGCCAUCAGCAUCUACUUCUUAACAGUCACCCGCUGAAGCUACGCGUCCCUACCUGUACCAUCAUUACUACCGUACCAUUCGCUGGAUUUGUCGUGGCCAUUGCCUAUAUUAUUGGGCAGGCCAAAAGGCCGAAAUGCUUCGCCACUAGUCGACGAAAGAUUGGUGGUUUCGGUACAACGGGUGUCGAACGGAAA